ACGCGCUGCGUGCGCGUGCGGUGGCCCCGGCCACAGCAGAGCAGCUCGCAGCCGUCCAGCGCGGGCGACGAGCUGUUGCAGGCGCGCCCCGCCGUGCCCGCUGUACCCAGGCGCCCGCUGUAUGUGCAGAAGUUGGGCGAUUUCUCGAAGUAGACAAGGUCGUGGGGGGAGGGAGGCUUGUGCGCUGGGUCCUCGGGCUCAAGGCGCAGCAGUUCCGCUCGCGAGGCGCGGUUGCUGCCGCGGUUGCCGUAGAGGACGCGCGAGGCACCGUCGAAGCGGUCGCGCAGCACGUCGCCGACGGCGCGCAGCGUGGGCAGCCGCAUCCAGCACGUGCGCACAGUGCACGAACCGGACAUACCGUGGCACUUGCACUCCUGGCGCAUCUCGGAGAACACGGUCUGGAGGAAAAAACGGGAAGAAAGGGUGUCUUGGGGCACCGUCAGAGCCAGAGCCACCUUCCCGGAUACCGCCCCCUCCCGGACAUCGUCGGGACCUCAGCAAAGGCCCAGGCCUAGCCGAGCUCAGAGCAAGGGAAGCGGGGAAACGUCCCACAGAGAUUUGGACAUCAGGCCCAAUUCUGCUCCACCCGGAGAAUCUGCUCUGCCUCCUGUACGGUGGAGGAGCCUGUACAAUGGAGGAGCUGUAAGCAGUACAGUCAAAGGGUUGCGUGACUCCCAACCUCUUCGCUCUCAGUCACUGUCGCUUCCAUUCUCUGGCGUCCUUCCAAGCCUCUGCUUCUACUCCCCGCUCCGCCCCCACCGUGCCCUCGUCUGCUUCCUUACCCUAAGUCCUGGCCGUAUCACCCACCGUAACUUCCCAAGUUCGAGGUUAGCCUCUGUGCAGGGACUCCAAGAUCCCUGCCUCUCCGCUGCGGAUGCGGAGACAGACCCUGAAUCCCGCUCACCGUGCGGCCUGCCUCGUUGUUGUGAAGGUUCAUGAGGAAGCGCAGGUCCCGCCCCUUCUCCCCGGAAUCCACAAACUCCCGGCCAAAGAGGCGGCCGAAGUCGAUGUUGUCACUGCAGCCCCCCCAGUGCCAGUCGGGGCCCCCAGGGCCGCGCCGCCUAUAGUCGCAUGUGCAGGACUCGAUGGAGCCCUCGGAGCAGGAGCGCGCCACCGAAUGGGUGACCCCGGCCGAGGUGAUGGCGAAGAUAAAUGCUGUUUCCCGACAGCCUGUUGGGGAAGGGAGCGGGAUCAGCAAGGGGACACGCAGGGUAGAGUCCGCACCUUGACUGGAAGGCUUGGGACCCUUGAGUCCCACGCCCUGGACUCCUUAGGGUCCUGAGAGCCCGACGCCUGAGCUGUGGGGUAAACUGGUCUCACAGAGAAAGCACGUGCGUGAGCACGCAACCACGUCCACGCUGGUAAUUCCCGCGUUACUGAGACUCAGGGCGCAUUUUGGCUCCUAGGUGGAAAUGGGGCAGGUCCAGAGGAAAAAGCAAAAAGAGGGGAGCGAAAGAGUUCUGCACCGCCAAGACUUCUCCGCAACCCAAACUUUCGGCCCACGUCAGCGAUGCAAGCUAGGCUGGAGGCAAGACCCACGUCCGCAGAGAGCAGCUUCCCAGGCGCCUUUGAGAGGGGCUGGGGGAAAGCGGUGGCUAGCGGAGUCCACGACUCAGAACUCCGUUUUUCUGGGGCAGUGGCUUAGAAAAGUAAGCUUCGUGCCCGCGGUGCACGGCUUGGAAGCGCCCGGUAGAAGGAGCCUUGGCCCAGAGCUAGCGUUGUCAUGAAGCUCUUGGAGGGCUGAUCUUAUGACCCUGCAGGCUCCCCGGACAUCUUCCCUGCACUUGCCCGCCCAUGCCCUGGGGGUGACCCCGCGUUCCUCUGGUUCCGGAAGCGUUGCCUUCCUGGGUACCCACCUCGGUUGACGAUCUUGCCGAAGAGGUGGGGCCCUGAAGCCGUGGGACAAUUCCAGCGGCGGUUCCGGAACUGCCACUUGCACUCUCGCACAGCGCUCUGCAGCCCACCGCUCACACUGUGCAGGAUCCCCGGGUUCUGGCGGAUCAGCCGCCGCUGUUUGCGGCUCAGCAGCUGCAGGCUGGGCUCGAGUACCAGUUGCAGACUCUUGGAAUCGGUUAGUAGGUUCGUUGAGGAGGCUACGUUCACGAUGCCCCUGGUGAGACGCAUGAUAGGAGCGCAAGCUCUGGAAGGGGACCUGCACCCUAACCAGAAAGGUCACGCCUACUCUGUCCUCUUCCUGGGGCUAUUUGCCGACGAGAGCGGUGGAAGAUCAAUACUAAGGUGAAGCAAGUCUUCGAGUCAGGAGCCGCAAUAUGGGCCACCCAGAGUGCAGACCCAGGAUCCUCAGAAGGGCAGGAGACCUCUGCUGGCAAGGAUGCCUGCACCUUCCAGCCAUCCAGCUAUCAGUGGGGAAACUGCAGCCAGGAGAAAUGACCACUUGGGACCAGGGUCCUGGCUCCCCAGUCUGGGUCACUGCACCCUCCUCCUUGCAGCCUUGGGGACCCCAGAGCAGGUGAGUGGAACGCCGGCCACCUCCCCCUUGAGUGGGGCCAAGCCUGAACCCAGGCGUCGGGGGAGAGGGUGUGUGUGUACGCUGGGAGGGGGAGCGGCUGGGCUCCCCGGGUCAAGGAGGGGGGAAGUGCGAGGCGAGGGGGUGGGGAUGCCCCGGGCUCGGGGAGGGGCCGCAGCUCUGUCAGCCGCGGCAGAGCCGCCGGUGAGCUCGGCACGGGUAGAGCCGGAGCCCCCGGUUCUUUGCCUGCCCGCUCGCUAGCUUUCUCGAUCACUCCGUCCCUUCCUCCCUCCCUUCCUCCCGGCGGCCGCGGCGGCGCUGGGGAAGCGGCGAAGAGGAGUGGCCCUGCCCUGGAAGAAUGCGGCUCUGCCGAGGGGGCAGAACCCGACGCAGUCUCCCCACUGUUUGAACAGCCUGAUCCCAGGCGACCCAACCGCGCCGGUGGCGGAGUCCGCGCCAGAGCAGCUGGAGGCCCUGAUCGAUCUGCCCAACCGGGGCCUUCGGGCCCGGGAUUCGACAUGCGGAAGGAGCCCGGGCCGCGGCCUCCGCCCUCGGGCCUCGCGGGUCUCCUGUUCCUGGCGUUGUGCAGUCGGGCCCUAAGCAAUGAGAUUCUGGGCCUGAAGCUGCCCGGCGAGCCGCCGCUGACCGCCAACACCGUCUGCUUGACGCUGUCGGGCCUGAGCAAGCGGCAGUUAGGCCUGUGCCUGCGCAGCCCCGACGUGACGGCGUCUGCGCUUCAGGGCCUGCACAUCGCCGUCCACGAGUGUCAGCACCAGCUGCGCGACCAGCGCUGGAACUGCUCCGCGCUCGAGGGCGGCGGCCGCCUGCCGCACCACAGCGCCAUCCUCAAGCGCGGUUUCCGAGAGAGCGCUUUUUCCUUCUCCAUGCUGGCUGCUGGGGUCAUGCACGCGGUAGCCACCGCCUGCAGCCUGGGCAAGCUGGUGAGCUGCGGCUGCGGCUGGAAGGGCAGUGGUGAGCAGGAUCGGCUGAGGGCCAAACUGCUACAGCUGCAGGCACUGUCCCGAGGCAAGAGUUUUCCCCACUCCCUGCCCAGCCCAGGCCCUGGCUCAAGCCCCAGCCCCGGCCCCCAGGACACGUGGGAAUGGGGUGGCUGUAACCAUGACAUGGACUUUGGAGAGAAGUUCUCUCGGGAUUUCUUGGAUUCCAGGGAAGCUCCCCGGGACAUCCAGGCACGAAUGCGAAUCCACAACAACAGGGUGGGGCGUCAGGUGGUAACUGAAAAUCUGAAGCGGAAAUGCAAGUGCCAUGGCACGUCAGGCAGCUGCCAGUUCAAGACGUGCUGGAGGGCAGCCCCGGAGUUCCGGGCCGUGGGGACAGCCUUGAGGGAGCGGCUGGGCCGGGCCAUCUUCAUUGAUACCCACAACCGUAACUCCGGAGCCUUCCAACCCCGCCUUCGUCCCCGGCGCCUUUCAGGAGAGCUGGUCUACUUUGAGAAGUCUCCCGACUUCUGUGAGCGAGACCCCAGCGUGGGCUCCCCGGGCACGCGGGGCCGGGCCUGCAACAAGACCAGCCGCCUGCUGGAUGGUUGUGGCAGCCUGUGCUGUGGCCGUGGGCACAACGUGCUGCGGCAGACACGAGUUGAGCGCUGUCAUUGCCGCUUCCACUGGUGCUGCUACGUGCUGUGUGAUGAGUGCAAGGUCACAGAGUGGGUCAAUGUGUGUAAGUGAGGUCAGCCCCGCGGUAGGGCUGGGGAAAGGGAGGGGCACCUUUGCAGCCUUUCGCUCUGACUUCUGUCCACGGGUCAAUCUUGGCCUCUGGAAGCUCAAAGUGUUGACCUGACCUGGAAACAGCUUUGGAGAUGGUGGGGGUCAGGGGGAGUCUGUGUCCUCUCCCCGACAAUAAGGAGGACCUGGAGGGGAGCUGUCACUCUCUUCUGCUCCUUAACACACCUGAAUGGACUAAGCUGAACUGAACCGUAAGGCCCCUCUCUACCCAACCCUGGAGUCCCUUUAACUCUGCUUCAUAUUCCUUUUGGCUGGGGGGGGGUCCCUAGAGUUUGACCACUCUUUUCCUUUGAGGAAAAUAGCCCCCAGGCUUCAUGUGGAGCCAUAAGACCUGUAUCCAGACAGAGACUACUCACUCCGAUUUGCUAUCUUCAAACUCCUCUCCUGCAGCCUGGGCUGCAGAGUAGUGGGAGCAAUGGGAGACAGAGAGGUUUUUCUUAGGGAAGGGGCAGAGUGCAGGGCACUCCAAAACCCAGAAAGUUUCCUGUACAGGCCCUUAGGGAAGCUGUACCCCCCCAUUCAGAUGUUAAAGGGGACCCUCCAAAGGAAGAGCUGUACCUAAGAGUCUCUGAGCCUCUUUUUCUUUCUUCGGCAGGAGGGGUGGGGAUGGAUAAUUUAUUGUACUGAGACUUGUUCUUAGUUCUUGUUUUGUAACAAAAAUAAAUUAAGUUACUGGACCUGUGAA
Messenger RNA from Sus scrofa (pig), 4897 nucleotides. The record is from RefSeq and is a predicted model, not a curated record. Lineage: Eukaryota; Metazoa; Chordata; Mammalia; Artiodactyla; Suidae.